This is a messenger RNA of Zingiber officinale, 1585 nucleotides long. Its product is annotated as metal tolerance protein 5-like. Gene Ontology annotation, molecular function: manganese:proton antiporter activity. The record is from RefSeq and is a predicted model, not a curated record. The transcript has 6 exons. Gene Ontology annotation, cellular component: membrane. Bases 149 to 1351 code for a protein of 400 amino acids. Gene Ontology annotation, biological process: transmembrane transport; monoatomic cation transport. NCBI's taxonomy places the organism in Eukaryota, Viridiplantae, Streptophyta, Magnoliopsida, Zingiberales, Zingiberaceae.
CUCCUCAUGAGCUGCAUCGCCGCCGGAUCAGUCUACACGGGCUGCUGCGUGGCGAUUAAAAUCAAAGAGAGAAGACUCGGAACGGCUCCUCUCCUCAGUCUCCGCCAGAUUGAAUUCGUUUAGCUUCCGGCGACUUCGGCGGCAGCGAAUGGCGGAGCCACGGCGGUCGGCCUCCGGUGGCGUCGCCAACGACGAAGGCACCGAGCUCCUGUUGGUGGAGUCCGGCGACAGGGAGCGCUCCUGGAGGCUUAACUUCGACGGAUUCCGGCCUUCCGAACCCCGCGAGAAGCCGCCUCCUCGCGGCCUCCACGAUUGCCUCGGCGUCCUAGGGAAUGGAGAUGAGGUUGCAGAAUACUAUCAACAACAAGAAGAAAUGCUUGAGGGCUUUAGUGAAAUGGAUACACUAGCUGAGCGUGGAUUUCUACCUGGAAUGUCAAAGGAAGAGCUUGAAAAGUUAGCUAAAGCUGAAACACUAGCCAUCCGGUUGUCAAAUAUUGCCAACAUGGUUCUCUUUGCUGCAAAAGUUUAUGCUUCAAUUCGAAGUGGCUCAUUGGCAAUAAUUGCAUCGACAUUGGAUUCUCUCCUUGAUCUGUUAUCGGGGUUUAUUUUAUGGUUUACUGCAUUCCAAAUGAAAUCAAGAAACCCCUACAAAUAUCCUAUUGGGAAAAGGCGCAUGCAACCAUUGGGCAUUCUUGUUUUUGCAUCAGUAAUGGCAACACUUGGACUACAGAUAAUCUUAGAGUCAGUGCGCUCACUUAUGUCGGAUGAGAAUGAAUUCAGCUUGACCUGGAAACAAGAAACUUGGUUGGUCGACAUCAUGAUUUCAGUGACACUGGUGAAGCUUGCACUAGUUAUUUACUGUCGUUCAUUUACUAAUGAAAUAGUCAAAGCUUAUGCUCAGGAUCACUUUUUUGAUGUCAUUACAAAUAUGAUCGGCCUUGUGGCUGCUCUACUUGCAAACUAUGUGGAGGGCUGGAUAGAUCCUGUUGGAGCUGUAAUUUUGGCAUUGUAUACCAUCCGUACUUGGUCGAUGACGGUGCUUGAAAAUGUCAACUCCCUGGUAGGCCGCACUGCAGCACCAGAAUAUCUGCAGAAGCUAACAUACCUGUGUUGGAAUCACCACAAAGCCAUAAGGCAGAUCGAUACGGUGCGGGCUUACACAUUUGGCUCCCACUACUUUGUCGAAGUAGAUAUUGUCUUGCCAUCAGAGAUGCCGCUAAGAGAAGCACACGACAUCGGUGAAGCCCUGCAAGAGAAGCUCGAGCAGUUGCCUGAGAUAGAGCGAGCUUUUGUUCACUUGGACUACGAAUACACCCACAAGCCUGAGCAUGCGCAAGCUCAGGAUAUUUAGCCAGACAGAAUGACAAAGGCAAGAAGCACAUUCUUUGUUUGAGAUUAUGCACUUGUUCGUCUAGUCAAUCAGCUUCUUUCUAGUUGGAGCUGGUCUGUUAUGUCAUUUGGCUGGAGAAAAAAAUACAGUUCACACGAUGAAAAGUAUUGUAAUACCGUCAUAUAUAGCAGCUACAAUGGAAAAUUUCAUUUAGCAGCUGUAAUUUCAAAAUUGCUUAAAGAGCUACCACUGAUA